GGUUCCAGGACCGCGUGCACACGGGCUCGGAUUUGCACCAUGGUGGCAAUUGUUGAGGACACUGGGCAGCUUGCAACUGAGGAAUGGAUGGCGAGCAAAGUAGUUAGUUGUUAAUGGACGUAUACAAAUAACAUAAUGUACGCUAAGGAGGAGCUUGAUGUACGACUCGAUUUUGAGGAUAAAGGAGCCGGGAAGUUGACAAAAAAUCAAACAAGAAUCAAUAACGCAGUGAUUAGGGGCAAACUUGGUUGUGACAUCAUACCUUGUGUGAACCAUGGCAGAUGUACAUUCUAUCGAAUUGGUAAUCUUGGAUUCCUGUGUAUUUGCCCUCCUGGAUUUGAUGGCGAAUUUUGUCAAUAUCGUGCAAUAGAACCAUUUACCGUAAUUUCACUUCUUGGAAUUAUUGCUAUACCGGUACUCAUCUUUGCUUUAUGCUUUGCCAUUUGCUGCAUUUGCAACAGAGAAAGACUGCAUCAUCAAGCCCUUAAAAAUGGCUCUGAGAUUUGUUUAAAUCCAUUUCAAGUUCCUUGUGACCCAAAUUCUCUACGCUCUCCAUUGACUGACAGUUAUCAGGAAAGAUGUGAGAAAGACUAUGGUGAACCUGAAAACUCGGACUUUGUUCUGUUUUCUCCAGUAAAUGACCCCGGUGAACACUAUCCUGAAUUGAAUGAAAUUGCAGAAAAUGAAAGCAGAGGAAAACAUUCAUCACACAGUAUAAUCCAAGUUCCUAGUCCAGAAAUUGCAGAAAAUGAAAGCAGAAGAAAACGUUCAUCACAGAGUAUAAAUCAAGUUCCUAGUCCAGCAGCAGAAGAAGGUAGCAGAAAAUGUUCAACACACAGCCAAAGUUCUUGUACAGAAGCAUUUCAGCGUUGUCUUAAACAAAAUCAACAAGCCAAAGCAGUGGAAGCAGACGGAAGAAAGUCUUCAUUCUCAGUUACAAGCCGAAGUCCGCGCCCAGCAGAAGAAGUUAGCAGAAAAUUUUCAACGCACAGCCAUAGUUCUUGUGCAGAAGCAUUUCAGCGUUGUCUUGAAGAAAAUCAACAAGCCAAAGCAGUGGAAGAAGACAGAAGAAACUCUUCAUUCUCAGUUAUAAGCAAAAGUCCGUGCCCAGAAAAGCAAGAAGAAAAAGCAGCAAAAGAAUGUAGAAGGAUAGCAAACAUUAUUUGUAAACGUCUAUGUGCAGUUGAUAGACAAAACUCAUUUAUGGAAAAUAAAUACACAGAAACUGUAAAGAGAAGAGAAUCUUCAAGAACCAACAAUCAAGAGCCAUAUCCAGUUAAUGGUCGAAGGUACAAUGUAAAAAAUGAACAAACUAAAGCAGCAGAGGGGAGCAAAAGGUCAACACCAAGCACCCGAAGCCAAGGUCCAUGUCCAGUUGCUAUUCAAUGCUGCAUUGAAAUAAAUGAACAGAUGAGAGCUGCGGAGAAAGAUAGAAAAAAACGUACAACAAAGUUCAAAUACCUAAGUCCAUAUCCAGAAAGUCAACAGAUGAAGGAAGCACAUGAAUAUAGACGAAAAUCUUCAUCAGGCAUCUUCUGUCUAGAUCCAUCUCCAUCAAACGAUGUAUGUCUAGAUCCAUUUCCAUCAAAGGUCGCAUGUCUAGAUCCAUGUUCAUCAAACGUCGUAUGUCUAGAUCGAUGUUCAUCGGGUGCCGUGUGUCUAGAUCCAUAUCCAUCACACAUUGUAUGUCUAGAUCCAUGUUCAUCAAACGUCGUAUGUCUAGAUCCAUGUUCAUCAAAUGUCGUAUGUCUAGAUCCAUGUUCAACAGAUGCCUUAUGUCUAGAUCCCUGUUCAACAGAUGUCUUAUGUCCAGAUCCCUGUUCAUCAGAUGCCUUGUGUCCAGAACCCUGUACAGCUUAUGAAGACAAGUGUCAAGGACGAAAUUGGCCUGAUUCAUUUGGAGAUACUGAGAGUAGAACUUGUACAACGGAAUCCAGUGAUCCAAUACUGGUGGAAAAAUGUGACGCUGAAUGUCAAUUCAGUUAUCGAGCUUCUCGAGAACCUUCAGAAGACUGCAUGCCUAACAACAGUGUUUCAUGCCCGGAUGAAGUUGAACAAACAAUACAUUUUCAUUGCAAAAAUCACGAAAUUAUGCAGUGUAAUAAUUUAAGUGAUAACGGUUCUUCGUCUCGGAGUUCUUCCCAAGAAUAUCUCGCUAAUUUACCAACUGAUAUUUCAACAUCAAGAUCGGAGUCAUCUUCACAAAUUUCUUCAUGUUUAGAAGUAGCUGAUGAUUUUGGAAACAAGUCUGAUUGCUCUCUAAAUAGUUCAAUACCAAGUGAAGCACUUCUAAACUUAAUGCAUUGUUAUUUUGCAAAGGGAGAUGAUGUUAAAUCUGUGCAGUUUUCAUUCCAUCUGGAUAAAUCCCAGACUGAUGACUUAAGUCAAAGCACUAAUGUAAAAGGAGACAACAGCAGAUUUUCUUACCAAGGAAAUUCUCCAUCAACUUCUGAAGAAAAAUCCAAAAAAGGAUUAAAAAAUAAAUGUUGUACUACGGAUUAUAAAAGUAUCUUUACAGAUAUGGAAUCAACCUUGACUUCAGGUGAAAAUCUUGCAAGAAACUGUUCAAGCCUUGAUACACCAGAUGUUGAUUCAUUAGUUCCAACAAUGGUGAUUGAUUCAAGUGACUGGUAUUGUGCAGAAGAUAAGGAACCAUGUAGCAAAACUACAGUUCGAUAUAUGUUUACUGAUAGUGAAACUGAUGAUUAAAAUGCAAUUAUAGCAAAAAAAUAUAUACCUAAAUCACUGAAUUAAAAUCAGCUUAAAUGUAUGGCUUAAGUAGAAACAAUAAACAGAAUAAAACUAAUUUAUUCUACUGACAGCCAAUAUACAAAUAAAAACAAGUUAGUUUUA
Amblyraja radiata (thorny skate) is the source of this 2853-nucleotide messenger RNA. RefSeq lists its product as uncharacterized. The coding region runs from base 136 to 2709 and encodes 857 amino acids. The transcript has 18 exons. NCBI's taxonomy places the organism in Eukaryota, Metazoa, Chordata, Chondrichthyes, Rajiformes, Rajidae. The record is from RefSeq and is a predicted model, not a curated record.